AUGGCUCCCACCAACGAGGCCGCCCAGGCCAAGAUCGAGGAGCUGCAGCAGCAGAUUGAGCACCUCCAACAACAGGCCCAAGGCUCGACAACGAGCAGCUUUGAUGUCUACAGCACCAGUCUGACAUCCCGCUACUGCAGCAAGGAGCUUACGUUUCUCUUCAGCCAGAGGUCCAGGCACUCCACCUGGCGUAAGCUCUGGCUGGGUCUUGCCGAGGCCGAGUUGGAGUUGGGCGUCACGAGCAUCACCCCAGAGGCCCUGAAGCAGAUGCGCGAGGCCCUCACCGUGACCGACAAGGACUUUGAGGCGGCCAAGGUCGAGGAGAAGAUCAGGCGUCAUGAUGUCAUGGCUCACGUCCACGCCUUUGGCCUGGUUGCUCCAGCUGCCGCGGGCAUCAUCCAUCUGGGCGCCACCUCGUGCUUUGUCACGGACAACGCCGAGCUCAUUCUCAUGCGUGAUGCUCUCGACAUCUUGAUCAACAAGAUGGCCAAGGUCAUCUCCAACCUCCAGGCUUUCUCUCUCCAGUGGAAAUCGGAGCCGACACUGGCCUACACUCAUCUCCAGAGCGCCCAGCCCAUCACCGUUGGACGUCGUUCUGCGCAAUGGGUCCAGGACCUGGUCAUGGAUCUCGAAGCUCUCGAGGCCGUUCGCAAGGGCUUGCGGUUCCGUGGCGCCCAGGGGACAACCGGAACCCAGGCUUCUUUCUUGGAGAUCUUCGAGGGGGACCACGAGAAAUGCCUCGCGCUCAAUGAGAAGCUCUGUCAACGCUUUGGAUUCCCCAGCUGCUACGACAUUUCGACGCAGACCUAUACUCGCAAGGUUGACACCAUUGUCGCCAAUGCCGUUGCCGGUAUCGGGGCAUCAGCCUCCAAGAUUGCGGGCGAUUUGAGGCAUCUUGCCUCCUGGAAGGAAAUCGACGAACCUUCCGAAAAGUCACAGAUUGGCUCCAGUGCCAUGGCUUACAAGAAGAACCCGAUGCGCUGUGAGCGCGUCUCCUCGCUCUCUCGCGUCCUCAUGUCCAAGACGGUCACAUUCAACCAGACCCACGCCACCCAUGCCUGCCGCCGCAUUGACAUUCCCGAGAUGUUCCUCUUGGCAGAAGCCAUUUUGAUCGGCCUAGACAACGUUUCAGCGGGCUUGGUGGUGUACCCGGGUAGCAUCAGGGCCCACUACAUGUCCGAGCUACCCUUCAUGCUGACCGAGGCGAUUAUCAUGAAGCUGGUUGCCAAGGGCGCCUCCCGUCAAGAAGCGCACGAGCACAUUCGCGUCCUCUCGCAGGAAGCGGCCAAGGUGGUCAAGGUUGAGGGCAAGCCCAACGACCUGAUUGAGCGCAUCCGCAACAGCGAGUACUUCAAGCCCAUCUGGGGCGAGCUCGACGAAAUGAUGAAGCCGGAGCUGUACAUUGGCCGCAGCGUGCAGAUUGUCGACAAGUACUGCGGUGCCACCGGCCCUGUGGAGAAGGCCCUCGCGCCAUACCAGGAGUACAUCUCCGGCUCUGCUACUGCCGAGCUCAACGUUUAG
Messenger RNA from Emericellopsis cladophorae, 1521 nucleotides. Its product is annotated as Adenylosuccinate lyase. Gene Ontology annotation, cellular component: cytosol. The record is from RefSeq and is a predicted model, not a curated record. The coding region runs from base 1 to 1521 and encodes 506 amino acids. Lineage: Eukaryota; Fungi; Ascomycota; Sordariomycetes; Hypocreales; Bionectriaceae. The transcript has 17 exons. Gene Ontology annotation, biological process: 'de novo' AMP biosynthetic process. Gene Ontology annotation, molecular function: (S)-2-(5-amino-1-(5-phospho-D-ribosyl)imidazole-4-carboxamido) succinate lyase (fumarate-forming) activity; N6-(1,2-dicarboxyethyl)AMP AMP-lyase (fumarate-forming) activity.